UAAGUAAUAAUUGGGUAUCUUGCUAGCAGAACAGAAAUGAAUAACUCAACGUACAUAAACUCUUCCACCGAAAAUGUGAUGGCUUUGGAGAGCCCCUAUAAAACUGUUGAGGUGGUCUUCAUCGUCCUGGUAGCAGGGUCUCUCAGUCUAGUUACCAUAAUUGGGAACAUCCUGGUCAUGGUGUCAAUCAAAGUCAACAGGCACCUACAGACUGUCAACAACUAUUUCCUGUUCAGCUUGGCCUGCGCUGACUUGAUCAUCGGCAUCUUUUCUAUGAACCUAUACACCCUCUACACUGUGAUAGGUUACUGGCCCUUAGGGCCUGUGGUAUGCGACCUCUGGCUGGCUCUUGACUAUGUGGUCAGCAACGCCUCUGUAAUGAACCUCCUCAUUAUCAGCUUUGACAGAUACUUUUGUGUCACCAAGCCUCUGACAUAUCCUGUAAAGCGGACCACUAAGAUGGCAGGCAUGAUGAUCGCAGCUGCGUGGGUGCUGUCCUUCAUCCUGUGGGCCCCUGCAAUUCUUUUCUGGCAGUUCAUUGUGGGAGGAAGGACUGUCCCAGAUGGGGAUUGCUACAUACAGUUUUUUUCCAAUGCUGCCGUCACUUUUGGCACUGCCAUUGCAGCCUUCUAUUUGCCUGUUAUCAUCAUGACUGUCCUUUACUGGCAAAUCUCUCAAGCCAGUAAGAGUCGGAUAAAGAAAGGGAAAAAGGAAGCUGCCCAAAACCAAGAUACAGUUUCCCCCAGUCUUGUCCAAGGUAAAAUAGUGAAACCAAACAAUAACAACAUCCCAACCAGUGGGGAUGGGCUGGAGCACAGCAAAAUUCAGAACGGAAAAACCACUGGAGAGACUGUGACAGAGAACUGUGUUCAAGGGGAGGAGAAGGAGAGCUCCAACGACUCCACCUCUGUCAGUGUGGUCGCUUCCAACAUGAAAGAGGAUGAAGCUGCCAAAGAUGCCAGCCAGGGCUCUGCCUCCCAAGACCGUCUCAAAGUGGAGAACUCAAAGCUGACAUGCAUCAGGAUAGUCACCAAGUCCCAAAAGGGUGACUGCUGUGCCCCCACCAACACUACUGUGGAGAUUGUAGGCACCAACGGGGAGGAGAAGCAGAACAGUGUAGCGCGGAAAAUCGUCAAGAUGACAAAGCAGCCAGCCAAAAAGAAACCACCUCCUUCUAGAGAGAAAAAAGUGACAAGGACUAUUUUGGCCAUCCUCCUGGCCUUCAUCAUCACCUGGACCCCAUACAACGUGAUGGUGCUCAUCAACAGCUUCUGCACAUCCUGCAUCCCUAGCACUGUAUGGACCAUUGGUUAUUGGCUUUGUUAUAUCAACAGCACCAUCAACCCUGCUUGUUAUGCGCUGUGCAAUGCUACUUUCAAGAAGACCUUUAAGCACCUUCUUAUGUGUCAUUACAAGAAUAUAGGAGCUACAAGGUAAAAAUAAUAAUAAAAAUAAUAAUAGAAAGGGUGAAGAAGUUCCAAAUUAAAUUAAAAAAAAAAAAUGCCACAGCACUUUAUGCUCUUCUACAGAAUGUGCAAUCCAGGAUGUUAGUGGAAAUACUGGCAUGGGGCACCAGCUCCACCCCUGAGAACUAC
Molecule: messenger RNA, 1595 nt
Organism: Nipponia nippon (crested ibis)
Lineage: Eukaryota; Metazoa; Chordata; Aves; Pelecaniformes; Threskiornithidae
Gene: CHRM2
Product: cholinergic receptor muscarinic 2
Biological process (GO): G protein-coupled receptor signaling pathway, coupled to cyclic nucleotide second messenger; chemical synaptic transmission; regulation of smooth muscle contraction
Cellular component (GO): plasma membrane; dendrite; synapse
Molecular function (GO): G protein-coupled serotonin receptor activity; G protein-coupled acetylcholine receptor activity
Source: RefSeq, a predicted model, not a curated record